GAAUCCCGGAAGCGGACGACGAAUGUGUGCCUGUAUCUGUGUUGCUUUAAAACACCUGAUUCGCUGCUGGGUUUUUGCUGGAGACCCGCUUGAGAGCCAGUGACUCACUCCUGUGGAACACUAAAGGGUUCGCUCCUCCGAACGCACUUCAGACUCAGAUCGAUUUGAAAGAAUGCGAGUCGCUAAAAAUCGCGACAACGGAGUUAGCUGUGUGUGCGUGUCCGGCGCUUUGAGCUGCCUUCACGCCGAGACACUACUAGAAGUUAUACUUGUGAAAGCGAGGCCAUUUGGGACUCUCCUUAGGUUGUUCCUGGUUCUUUCCUUCUGCCUCACUAGUGCAGCUGGUUCGAACCGGAUGUUUUGCAAGAUUCAGGAACUUUCUUUGUCAUCUCUCCAACUUGUCGGACUCCAGCCCUAAUUAGGAUCUGGCCACGCUCUGAAGUUAUGGCCUCCCGAAACGUGAGACUCUGUGUCCCUGGGUCUGAAAUCCACAGUAAGUUCCAUAAGUCCAGAAACCAGUUAGAAGAAAGGAACUGGCACUCCGACCUGGAACGCCCCAAGACCAGGAGCCAGCACACUUCCUGGACAAUGGAGACUGUGGUGCGGCGCUGCCCAUUCUUGUCCCGGGUCCCCCAGGCCUUCCUGCAGAAGGCGGGCAAAUCGCUGCUGUUCUAUGCCCAGAACUGCCCCAAGAUGAUGGAGUUUGGGGCCAAGCCAGCUCCUCGAGCCCUGUCCACAUCUGCUGGGCACUGCCAGCAGAUCAAAGAAACCCCUCCGGCCAGUGAGAAAGAUAAAACUGCCCAAGCCGAGGUCCAGCAGGCUCCUGAUGGCACCCAGCGGCCUCUGGAUGGCACACAGCUUCCAGCUGGACACCCCUCGCCAGUCCCAAGCCAGGGCACUGCCAGCAAAUGCCCCUUCUUGGCAGCACAGAUGAGCCAGACGGGCAGCAGUGUCUUCCGCAAAGCCAGCCUGGAGCUCCAGGAAGAUGUGCAGGAGAUGCACGCUGUGCGCAAAGAGGUUGCUGAAAGCUCGGGGAAUCCCAGUGUGAUUAGUGUGAAGACUGACGAGGGGGACCCCAGCAGCCUUCUGAAGAACUUCCAGGACAUGAUGCGAAGGCAGAGACCGGAGAGAGUGUCUCAUCUUCUUCAGGAUAACUUGCCGAAGUCUGUUUCCACUUUUCAGUACGAUCGUUUCUUUGAGAAGAAAAUUGAUGAGAAAAAGAAUGACCAUACCUAUCGCGUUUUCAAAACUGUGAACCGGAGGGCACACAUCUUUCCCAUGGCAGAUGAUUACUCGGAUUCUCUGAUCACCAAAAAGCAGGUGUCCGUGUGGUGCAGUAACGACUACCUGGGAAUGAGUCGCCAUCCGCGGGUGUGUGGGGCAGUUAUGGACACUUUGAAACAACAUGGUGCUGGGGCAGGUGGUACUAGAAAUAUUUCUGGAACUAGUAAAUUCCAUGUGGAUCUUGAGCGGGAGCUAGCUGACCUGCAUGGCAAAGACGCGGCCCUCUUGUUUUCCUCAUGUUUCGUGGCCAAUGACUCGACCCUGUUCACCCUGGCUAAGAUGAUGCCUGACUGUGAGAUCUACUCUGACGCCGGGAACCACGCCUCCAUGAUCCAGGGCAUCCGCAACAGCCGAGUGCCAAAGUACAUCUUCCGCCACAAUGACGUCGGCCACCUCAGGGAGCUGUUGCAGCGAGCUGAUCCUGCUGUCCCCAAGAUUGUGGCAUUUGAAACGGUCCACUCGAUGGAUGGAGCUGUGUGUCCACUGCAAGAACUGUGUGAUGUGGCCCAUGAGUUUGGAGCAAUCACCUUCGUGGAUGAGGUCCAUGCCGUGGGGCUGUACGGGGCUCACGGCGGAGGGAUCGGCGAUCGGGACGGAGUCAUGCCAAAAAUGGACAUCAUUUCCGGGACUCUUGGCAAAGCCUUCGGCUGUGUGGGAGGGUACAUCGCCAGCACGAGCUCGCUGAUCGACACGGUCCGCUCCUAUGCGGCUGGCUUCAUCUUCACCACAUCCCUGCCGCCCAUGCUGCUGGCUGGAGCCCUGGAGUCAGUGCGGGUCCUGAAGAGCGCCGAGGGCCGGGCGCUGCGCCGCCAGCACCAACGCAACGUCAAGCUCAUGCGACAGAUGCUCAUGGAUGCUGGCCUCCCCGUCGUCCACUGCCCUAGCCACAUCAUCCCUGUGCGGGUUGCAGAUGCUGCUAAAAACACGGCCAUCUGUGAUGAGCUGAUGAGCCGACACAACAUCUACGUCCAGGCCAUCAAUUACCCGACGGUGCCGCGGGGGGAGGAGCUCCUGCGCAUCGCACCCACCCCCCACCACACGCCGCAGAUGAUGAGCUACUUCCUGGAGAAGCUGCUGGCCACGUGGAAGCAGGUGGGGCUGGACCUGAAGCCGCAUUCCUCCGCCGAGUGCAACUUCUGCAGGAGGCCGCUGCACUUCGAAGUGAUGAGUGAGAGAGAAAAGUCCUACUUCUCAGGCCUAAGCAAACUGGUGUCUGCUCAGGCCUGAGUGGGACUCGGUGAUGCCACCCAGCCCCCAGCCCGUCAUAGUCAGCUCUUUGUAAGCGAAGUAAAUUAUAUAUCACAUGUUAA
Molecule: messenger RNA, 2594 nt
Organism: Ochotona curzoniae (black-lipped pika)
Lineage: Eukaryota; Metazoa; Chordata; Mammalia; Lagomorpha; Ochotonidae
Gene: ALAS1
Product: 5'-aminolevulinate synthase 1
Exons: 11
Coding region: 445-2511 (688 amino acids)
Biological process (GO): heme biosynthetic process; erythrocyte development; hemoglobin biosynthetic process
Cellular component (GO): mitochondrion; mitochondrial matrix
Molecular function (GO): pyridoxal phosphate binding; 5-aminolevulinate synthase activity
Source: RefSeq, a predicted model, not a curated record